CUACUGGAUCUUCCCACCGAGCUGCUGUCGCAGGUCGUAGGCCACCUCGACUACCCCGACUCACUCUCGCUCAAGCUCACCUGCCGAUACUUCAACCACACAACUGAACACACCGUUCGCGAACGAGUCGGAUGGCUCAUCGCCAGAAUAGAGGUCGGCUUGCCCAUUCCUCAGUCGCAGCAGUGCAACAUGAAGACCGAUGUCGGUUUCACGGCGAGCGCCGAGGUUCGCCGCAUAUUGCGCGAUCGCCGGACGCAUCUCGAAUGC
Molecule: messenger RNA, 267 nt
Organism: Cyphellophora europaea CBS 101466
Lineage: Eukaryota; Fungi; Ascomycota; Eurotiomycetes; Chaetothyriales; Cyphellophoraceae
Exons: 1
Molecular function (GO): protein binding
Source: RefSeq, a predicted model, not a curated record